AUGACGACUUCAACAAAAGAGAAAGUUGGAUUGUACAUAGCGAAUGAUUUGGAAGAAUUAAACAAACGGGCAGAUGAUAAUCCGUCGAUUCAAAAGGCUAAAUUAUCAAAUUGUGCACAGAUAACUCAUAUUAUAGAAGCAACGUGGCAAGAAGCGAAGAAAGCAGAACUAAACUGUGAUGAAGAACGUGCUUAUAUUCUUUAUAUGAGGCUAUUCGCAUGCUUUACAGCUUUGAAACAAGCAAAGGAUGUUGCCAGUAAUCAAAGUAGUGUGCAAUAUUAUCAGAAAGGUGCUUUGAUUUGGUUGGAGAAAGCGGAUCAAUUGUCAGAAAGUUUGAAAUCCAGAUACGACGAGAAAAAUGCCGUGAAAUUGGAAGAAGAUCGAAAAAACAAAGCGGAGAUCGAUGAAGAGAAUAAUUUGGCUACGUCUAUCAUAUCUAAGUUACUUUAUACAUAUAUGAAUACGCGCAAGAAGAAUAUUUUAUUGAUUGACAUGCGUUCGAAGGCGAACUAUGAUCAGUCGCACAUGAAAACAGCAGCUUGCAUCCAUAUUCCAUGUGAUCUUAUGAAAGGAAAAGGAUGGACGUCGUGGGGCGUCGAAUCUGCUUUAACGGAUUCUGACGCUGCAUCGAAGUUCAAACAACGUGCUACGUACGACUAUGUUGUUCUAUUCGAUGAAGGCAGCUAUGAAAGGAAUUUAUCAUCUGAUCAUUGUUUACAAGGUUUAAAACAAGCAAUCUAUUCCUUCGAUCGCGAUGUUAAACUAAAACAUGAACCGUUGAUACUCGAGGGUGGCUAUCAAGAUUGGUGUUGUUAUUAUCCAACUGAAAACACAGCACCACUACCUUCCAACAAAUCGAAUAAUGGCUUACAAUCAUUUGAGGUUGCCUAUCCGGAGGAUGUAAUCCAAUCAGAACAAGUACCGAGCGAUGCAGCAAGUGAUGCUCAACCCGAAGCGGGGAUUUUUAUACCUGCUGUUAUGCCGCAAGUCGAUCGUACACGAAAGCCAAUCCAGACUCCAAAACCUGAACAAGAUGAAACACAAAUCAAGCCUUCACAACCCGACGAGCCACUACAACCAUCACCAGUCGCAAAAGAACAACCUCAAAUUCCAGAUCGAUCAAUAAAGCCAAUUACCCCAGCCGGACCAUCUCCAGUGGCGAAUCAAGAACCACCUACUGUACCUACUACUCCAAGUAUUCCACCACGCCCUGCGCCAUCUGUGUCUAGCACAGCUACAACUUCAGAAGUACCCAAACAACCGAAACCAAUCGAUACCAAUCAGGAAAACAUUCCACCAAAGUUCUCCGUUCCAAAUCGUGAAACACUUCCUAUCUAUCGACCAUUCAAUCGAGCGGUACCAGUCAAUGACACGAAUGCACAAUUCCAAAAAAGAUUCGAUGCCGUCACCGGCCGAAAAAUCAUUCUCGAUACUAAAACCAAUCAAUAUGUAUCUAAUGUUCCCGAAAAUGACUCAACUCGACCUCCUCCUGCUCCUUCUCAAACAAUACCAACCAUCAACCGUGAGACAAAACCUGUCUUAACUGAACAAAAACGUCGCCAAAUCGCCUAUGACUAUCGCGCAUUGACAGAUAACUUUCAAAUCAAUCGGCGAACAGGUUUGAAGAACCUCGGCAAUUCUUGCUAUAUGAAUUCGAUUAUUCAAUCUCUAAGUUUCAAUUUUCGCUUGACAAAUUAUUUCCUUACCGGAGAAUUCUAUAAAGAUAUCAAUCAGAAAAACAAAUUCGGUUCCGGCGGAUUAGUUGUUAAAGAAUGGUUCAAUUUGGUAUACGCUCUUUGGUGCAGCCAAUUUUCCCAAUUGUCGCCAUAUCCAUUUAAAAACGUUGUUGGAUCGCUUCAGCGUGCGUAUUUAGGUACACAACAACAGGAUGCUCACGAAUUUCUCGUCUUUCUACUUGAUGCUUUACACGAAGAUUUGAACCAAACUAAUCGUCCUCGACUUGAAGAAAUCAAAGCUGAAAAUUAUAAAACUGAACAGCAAUUAGCGGAUGCCACCAAACAAGCAUUUCACUUGCAUAAUAAAUCGAUCGUUAUUGAUCUGUUCUACGGUUUAUUCAAAUCAACUACUAUAUGUCUUUCAUGUUCAUAUAAUUCGAUUCGUUUUGAAGCAUUUGCGAUCAUUAGUGUGCCGAUUCCACCUGUCCGACAAUGUUCAUUAGAUGAGUGCAUGGAUUUGUUUCGCGAAUUCGAAUAUUUAACAGGUGAAGAACGUUAUGAAUGUUCAAAAUGCAAACGAUUAUCCGAUAAGAAACGACGGUUGGAUAUUUGGGAAUUACCCAAAAUCUUUAUUGUACAUUUCAAACGUUUUCGUCUUCAACAGAUGCGAUACAUUAAAAAUGAAUCCUUAAUUCGAUAUCCCACAGCGAGUGUGGAUUUUUCUCGUUGGACACAUACUCGUUCGACGUCCAAAUAUUCUCUCGUUUCUGUUGUUAAUCAUUUUGGUUCAAUGAACAGUGGGCAUUACACAUCAUUCUGUAAAGAUGGUAAUCAAUGGUAUUAUUGUGAUGAUGAAUCGAUCCGUGCUGCCGACAUACGUGAACUUGAAAACAAUGUUCAUGCUUAUCUUCUUUUUUAUUCUUCAAUUGCGUCGCAACAAUUAAGUUUACCGUUAAUUUCAAAUUGA
Molecule: messenger RNA, 2643 nt
Organism: Adineta ricciae
Lineage: Eukaryota; Metazoa; Rotifera; Eurotatoria; Adinetida; Adinetidae
Source: the annotation of a GenBank genome assembly